UUUUCCUCGCCCGCCCCACCUUCCCUUUCCACUUCGGGUCGGGCAAGGUGGCAGGCUGGCUCGGGAGGGAAGACGGAGCCUAGGAAACUGGGGAGCAGGCUAGUGGGCCUCGAGCGCGCUCCCGACUAGCAGCCCCGCCCGCGCUCGCGCACGCACGCGGCACGUCACGUUAUCGCGCUCGCGCGCCUCGGCGGAGGAGCUCGCCCACUCGAGCAGGUUCGGCGACGCCGAUCUCAGGGCUCUCUGGGAAAAGGGAUCGAGGAGCGGUUGCGGCGUCGUCGGUCUCCUCCGCUCAUCUCCCUCGGGCAGCGUGCGGAAGGGCGGCGCCGCCUGCCGUCUCCCUCCGAGUCGUGCCAGGCCGACUGCGACCCCACCCCCCGGCUUGUCGCGGUUGCCCGUUCCCUCGUCUGUCGGUCCGUCUCCUCACGCACCUUUGCCGGAUCCUCACGCUUCUUGCCGCUCCUCCGCCCUCUGUGUUUGGGGCUGCGGGGAGCCCGCGGGGCCUGAGGAGAUCGCUAGGCUGAAGGCGGCGGCUCCGGCUCCAUCAUGUCUGCUGGAGGGGACUUCGGAAACCCUCUGAGGAAAUUCAAGCUGGUGUUCCUGGGGGAGCAGAGCGUUGGAAAAACAUCUUUGAUCACCAGAUUCAUGUAUGACAGUUUUGAUAACACCUACCAGGCAACAAUUGGCAUUGACUUUUUAUCAAAAACAAUGUAUUUGGAAGAUCGAACAAUCAGGCUGCAGCUGUGGGAUACUGCGGGUCAGGAACGUUUCCGUAGCCUCAUUCCCAGUUACAUCCGUGAUUCCGCUGCAGCUGUAGUAGUAUACGAUAUCACAAAUGUAAACUCAUUCCAGCAAACCACAAAAUGGAUUGAUGAUGUCAGAACGGAAAGGGGAAGUGAUGUCAUCAUUAUGCUAGUGGGAAAUAAAACAGAUCUUGCUGAUAAGAGACAAGUGUCUAUUGAGGAGGGAGAGAGGAAAGCCAAAGAGCUCAAUGUUAUGUUUAUUGAAACAAGUGCAAAAGCAGGAUACAAUGUAAAACAGCUUUUCCGACGUGUGGCAGCAGCCUUGCCUGGGAUGGAGAGUACACAGGACAAAAGCAGAGAAGACAUGAUUGACAUAAAACUGGAAAAGCCUCAGGAGCCACCAGUUAAUGAAGGAGGCUGUUCCUGCUAAUACCAUGUGGCUUCUUGAAUCCUUCCCCCAGAACCUCACUGCUUUUGCCCCCUUAUUCUUCAUUGACUGCAGUGUGAAUAUUGGCUUGAACCUUCCCCCUUCAGUAAUAACGUAUUGCAAUUCAUCAUUGCUGGCUGUCUCGUGGAGAUGAUCUAUUAGCUUCACAAGCGCACAUGUGCGCGCACGCACACACACAAACAUACAUACAAUAUGUCAGUGUCUUCAUUAUUUAUAUUAAAAAGCCAAAAUAUUCCAGCAUAUUCCAGUGAUAACUUUAAAAACUAGGUACAUUUUCUUAACAUUUGUUCCUUUUUUUAAAUAUGUUAUGAUAGUGCACUUUGAAAUUAUGGAAAUCUCAAAGGUCUGAGUUUGACUUGGUUAAGGAGCAAUAUGUUCAGAAUAGAACUCACCUCUCUAGCUGAUCUUUAUCCUCUCUCCCCCACUAUCACCCCAAAUCACCCUGCCUCUGCCUUUACUCUGCCUCACAAAGCAAAUUAGAAGUAGCCCAUUAGCAGUCAAGGCAGGCAGAUUUGGUGUAUCUGAGUCAGCCUUCAGCAUUAGGGAUAACCCAAGCCGCUGUCUUUGGGCAAAGAUUGAUAACGUGAACCUUCUAGCUUACUCAUGGAAUUCCCUUGAGACAAAGCCAUCUGGCAUUAUGAAAAGGACAGUGUUCUGAUGGGGAUAGGCUUAGAGAAUGAUUAUUUUUAAUGGGUCAGCUUGAUAGUGACUGACAGUCUCUCUGACCAGGAGAAAUGAUUCCCUUCAUAUGUGCUUACCCAAACAUUGCAAGCAGCAAACAACUAGGUGUUCCUAUCCAUGUGGUAUUCUAAAAAAAUUGUACCUACUCUUCAUGGUAAAAUUGGAAAGACCUUAUGGACACUCCCCCAUCAAGGUUUUAAGACUUAUGAAGUGUGGGAGGUAUUACAUUAUUGAGAAACUUAAAAAGCAACAGAUCUUUUCCCCUUCUUUCUCUGUCUUUAAUGAAGUACAGACAAGGCACUGUGUAAGUAUAACUCCCCAAAGAAAGAGUGGAAGGAUUUCAGAUUUGGCCCUGUUAUAACUGGCAGAAAAGAUUGUGGACAAAAAGAUAACCCUAAGAAGAAUAGCACAUACUUUGCUCAGGACAUUUGAGGUCAAGUUGGAGAGGGUAGCAAUUUAUUUGUAAGCCCUCAAAGCCUUUGUGGACAAGGAGAGAGAAGUGAAAUGCAAGAUUAUGCAGGCUUAUGCCAUUAAUUUCUGGCCUUUUUAUGUUGGGUCUUCCAAGUCGGUUUGGUUUUUUCCAUUAGAUCUGUAUAGUUUGGUUAAUUAACCAGGAAUUUAGUUUUAUAUUUAACUAAGCUACAAAAUUAUACAAUUAACAUUUUUUUCCUUUGAUGAUAUUUAUUUCCUUGCCUUUGUUCCUUUUUAAAAAAAAAAUUUACUUCCUAUCUUUUUGGCUGUUGUGUCAAGGAAUCUGUCUAGAACUUGGUCAGUGUGGCAAUAUGUAGCGCCUCCCUACCCUCAAACCAUCAUUUGUCCCCCCACCCCACCCCUGGAAAAAACACUGCAAACAAUACACUAGGAGUGCACCCUUUUAUCCUUUACUAGUUAUUGUGAGAUUGCUGUGUAAGUCAAUAAACACGUUUGUAAAUACAUUGUUUGCAGAAAGAAUUGCGGAGUUAUAGUGCAGGAUGGCCAUUCCAGACUCUGUUGUAAACAUUACUUAACGUAAUAUAAUAAAGGUGAAAUUUCAAUGAAAUAUCAUCCCCCUCUGUCCUUUACCCUUCAAAACGAACAAACUGGGAUAAUUCCUUUCCUCCCCAGACCUUCGUUGUCACCAGAAAGUAUGUCUCAAGCACUUUGAUUAUGGAACUAAAUGGAAGGAGUCCAUCAACUGAGGUUUCUGGACUAGCAUUAAGUCUUCAUACCAAUAGCUUAUGUUUAAAAAAAAACA
Molecule: messenger RNA, 3106 nt
Organism: Sarcophilus harrisii (Tasmanian devil)
Lineage: Eukaryota; Metazoa; Chordata; Mammalia; Dasyuromorphia; Dasyuridae
Gene: RAB6A
Product: RAB6A, member RAS oncogene family
Exons: 8
Coding region: 547-1173 (208 amino acids)
Molecular function (GO): GTPase activity; GTP binding
Source: RefSeq, a predicted model, not a curated record